UUACAGAUCCCACUCCCAGUUACCUUGCCGCUUCCAAGCUACCGGUUUCCUCUGACCAAGUUCUCUGCUUCCGUUAUCGCUCUCAAUGGAGGCGGGCACGAAGCGAAGGACUCAUGAGAAUAUCGCGAGCGAAGUCAGCUCGCAACAUCUCCGAGACCCCCGCGACGGGCCAGAACCAGAACACCGGUUCUGCCAUGCCAACAAGAAUCAACAUACAAAAACCUGGGUGGUUCGGCAUCGUUUCACCUUCCCCCUCUCCUUCUCUCUGCCCUAUCUUUCGUUCUGGGCUGCCCGGCUGCACCCCCUGGUCUUUUCAACUUCCACAUUCCUUUCAGCAGGCUUUUCUUUCACAAGUUCAUAAUGCGUUACUCUAUCCUACUUGCUGUGGCAGCGCCAUUAGCUGCAGUCUAUGCCGCACCCGUUAGAAGACAAGAUCGUCCGAAUAUAGAUGUCACUAUCCUCAAGUUCGCAGACGUCCUCGAACAACUAGAAUCCGAGUUUUACCAAAAGGCUCUCGACAAAUACCAGCCAUCCGAUUUCACAAGUGCUGGCUAUGCCGUACCCGACCUCGCAAUCGAGCAACUCAAGGUCAUUCAGCAGGAUGAAGCUACCCAUUCCACUGUUCUCCAAGCAGGACUCGCUGCUGUCGGCGAGCAACCCAUAACUUCAUGUAAAUUCAAUUUCGAGUCGGCUCUCACUGAUGUCGCCACCACGAUGGCUGUCGCCCGAGUUGUCGAACAAGUGGGUGUCGGAGCUUAUCUGGGAGCUGCACCUCUUGUGACCGAUCCGGUGAUCCUGCAAGCUGCGGGAAGCAUCUUGCCAAUUGAGAGCAGACAUCAGAUGAUGUUGAACGUGUUCUCGGGAUCAGGUACUGCGAUCCCUAGUGCGUUCGAUAUGCCUCUCUCUCCCAGUGAGGUGCUGAGUAUUGCGGCACCAUUUUUCGACGGACCUUGCGACUUGGGUGUUCCUGCUAACCCGACCCUUGCUAUCACGAACGAGGGUGCUGUUGGUCCUGGUAACAAGUUGACCUUCAAAUCAGAUGCCAUCAACGGUACCGUCUCGGAAGAUAAAUUAUUCUGUCAAAUGCUCGUUGGUGGUAGUCCCGCCUCGAUCACUAUGCCCUUCAACGAUUGUGUUGUUCCCGACGAUAUCAAUGGCCCCGCUCUGAUUUUCAUCACCGCAGACUCCCAACCGCUCCUUGGCAACACACUGGACCGUCAGACCAACAACGGCAAGCUCGUUGCUGGCCCAGCUCUGGCGUUCAUCGACACUCAGCCGCAGAUGCUCGGUCAGAUGGUUCGUCCUAGCGGUGCUAACAGUGGUUCCACGAGUCAAACCACCCAAACCAUCACCCCUGAGCAGGCCUCGAAGAUCAUUUCGGGCGCUUCAAGUACGACAGAAGGAGGUGCUCAGCCUACAGGUGCACCUGUAAACAAUGGUGUCAACAACGGAGGCAAGCCUAACCUUGCCAAGGGUCCUUCUGCAGACGGGAAAAUCGAUGUUCUUGGUUGGAGUGGUCUCUAGAUUUGACGUUUUCGUGACUCGAUGUUGUUGGACUUGUUUUUUCUCGGCACACUUGUGAUACCAUCUUCGGAUACCAUUUUCUUUUUUCGCGAAAGGACUGUUUAGUAGAUGACGCAUUUUUUACGUAAAGCACCUGCUUCACUUCUCUUGGCUGUUCACUUUAUUUUUCCUCUCUUUCUCUCUCUACCCCAGCCGUGCAUAGGGCAGAACGGCGUUGCGACUGUACAGCAGAAUGGAGAAAUGUUUGUAGGUCAACCGAGCUGGUUCGAGACCAUUUUGGUGUAGGCGUGUGUCAAUGCGUGAAGAUCGACGGGGAUUUUGGUGCUAGACGUCGUGGCAACGUUGAAAUGUGUGGGACUCGACGCUCAUCUCUUCAUCUUUUAAGU
Messenger RNA from Marasmius oreades (fairy-ring Marasmius), 1910 nucleotides. RefSeq lists its product as uncharacterized. Lineage: Eukaryota; Fungi; Basidiomycota; Agaricomycetes; Agaricales; Marasmiaceae. The record is from RefSeq and is a predicted model, not a curated record. The coding region runs from base 361 to 1524 and encodes 387 amino acids. The transcript has 5 exons.